AUGGACGAGAGAAAGCGUCUAUGGAGACCUGGAAGGUUCGACGUGGUAUGUUACGCCCACUUUCUCGCUAGUGACUACAAGACGACGCUGUUAGGUGACAGAUCACGUCUAAAGGAAGAUGCAGUUCCUUCAAUUUUCACAUUUACUUCAAGUUAUGAAGAGUCGCCACGAGAAAAACGAUUCAAGAAGAGGCAAACACAGCCAGAAAAUGUACCAGUAAUUUCUUUUCAGGAGACUGACUGUCUGCAAGAAGUAGAGGUAAAAAGUACUGAACCAGAAGUUCCUGUUGACUGCGAUGACUAUCAAGAUCAAGAGCGUGUACUGCAAGACCAAGGCAUACAGUGUGAAAUCCCAACAUUUGGAAAGUUAUCAGUUGAAAGUUUAAUGAAUAAUGAUAAAAUCAUUAACUUCUACACUGGGUUCCAAGAUUACAACCACUUUAUGAUGUUUUUUCACUGCCUUGGACCCAGUGUAGAUGAGCUCACAUACCAGUGUUCCUUACUCCAUCCAAAAGACCAGUUAUUUAUGACUCUAAUCAAACUUAGACAAGACAAAGAAGAUCUUGAAUUGUCAAUGCUCUUUAAUGUGUCUGAGUCCACAGUAUCUAGAAUAAUUAUUACGUGGAUAAAUUUCAUGUAUUUCCAAUUAAAAGAGAUCAAUAUUUGGCCAGCUCCAGCCGUCAUCCAUGAAUACAUGCCUCAAGACUUUAACUCAAAAUUCCCGAACACCAGAGUUAUACUAGACGCUACUGAGAUACCUAUUGAAAGGCCGUCCCAUGUUAACUGUCAGAGUGUGACUUGGUCCAAUUACAAACACAAAAACACACUCAAGACAAUGAUUGGUUGCAGUCCAAAGGGUGCCAUAACCUUCAUUUCUGAUUCCUACGGGGGCUCUGCUUCUGAUAGACAGAUUAUUGAAAAAUCUUGUCUUUUAGAACCUACAUUAAAUCUCUUUGAAAAGGGUGAUUCCAUCAUGGCUGAUAGGGGGAUUAUGGUUCAGGAUUUAUUUGCUAACCAAGAUGUUCAUAUUAAUACCCCAACACUGCUAAAGGGAAAAUCCCAAUUAGAUCCAGACGAAGUGGUUCAUGAUAGAAGAGUGGCGUCUAAAAGAAUCCACAUUGAGAGAGUUAUCGGUUUGUCAAAGAGUUUCAAAAUACUGAAGCAUGGGAUUUCUAAUAGUAAACUUCAGUUAGGGUCACGCAUCAUAUUUAUUUGUUUUGCCAUAUCAAACUUCAGGAGAAAUAUUGUUCCAAAGAAUGCAUAA
Saccostrea cuccullata (small rock oyster) is the source of this 1263-nucleotide messenger RNA. RefSeq lists its product as uncharacterized. Lineage: Eukaryota; Metazoa; Mollusca; Bivalvia; Ostreida; Ostreidae. The transcript has 2 exons. The coding region runs from base 1 to 1263 and encodes 420 amino acids. The record is from RefSeq and is a predicted model, not a curated record.